UUUGAGUUUGCGGUUGAAGUACAAAGAGGCUUUUGUUUUUAAAAGUAACUUAAGGAAGUUCGUCGCCCCGCUUUCUGUAGCUUCACAGUGGCCCAGUCAAAACAAUGCAGUGUUGCAGCUGCGAGUAGCGUCAGCUUUAAAGAGCAACAAUCUAAUUUCUCCACGGUCACGGUGCUCCGUGUCCGCCCGCUGGCUGCAUCACCCCGGCGGACGUCAGCCGGAUCGGGCCCGGGGUUCAUUUCACUCCGAGCCGCCAUUGUUGGGGAUUUAACCGUUUUUGUUUAGCCGAAAUGGAGCCCGCUAACGGCUGGCUGACAGCAGCAGAGGGAAGUGGCUGAACGGCGAAACAAACCCGGAGUUUGCGUCCAUAAACGGUGAAAUAAACUCUCGGUAGGCCGGUGGGCGACAUGGUGGAGUAGUAGUGGUCGUCGGCGCUUAAGUUCUCGGUGUCCUCCGAGCUCUCUCCCCGGGGAGGACCGCCAUGGCGCCGGGCUCGCUGGUGGCGGCCUGCCGCAGUCUGGCCCUCUCUACGUGGCUGCUCUCCUUCUGCUUCGUCCACCUGCUGUGUCUGGACUUCACCGUGGCCGAGCGGGAGGAGUGGUACACCGCCUUCGUCAACAUCACCUACAUGGACCCGGCCACCUCCGAGGUGCGCACCGAGAAGACGGAGUGCGGCCGCUACGGGGAGCACUCCCCGAAACGGGACGCCAAGGGGGUGGUGGUGCUGCCCGCCGCCCCGCUGGACCGGCAGGCCUGUGACCCCCACACCCGCUUCGUGGUGCCCUCGCAGGCCGCGGCCGGUUGGAUAGCGCUGAUAGCCCAUGGGAACUGCACGACCAAGGACAAAAUCCGCCAUGCUGCCGCCCACAACGCCUCGGCGGUAGUCAUCUUCAACGUGGGCUCCACCAACCCCAACGACACCAUCACCAUGCGCCACCAAGGUACAGGCGAGGUCGUCGUCAUCAUGAUCCCGGAGCCGAAGGGUCGGGAGGUCGCGUCGCUGCUGGAGCGCAACAUCACGGUUACCAUGACGAUCACCAUCGGCACCAGGAACCUGCAGAAGUACGUGAGCAGGACGUCGGUGGUGUUCGUCUCCAUCUCCUUCAUCGUGCUGAUGAUCAUCUCCCUCGCCUGGCUCGUCUUCUACUACAUCCAGAGGUUCAGAUACGCCAACGCGCGCGACAGGAACCAGCGUCGACUCGGCGACGCGGCGAAGAAGGCCAUCAGCAAACUUCAGGUUCGCACCAUCAGGAAGGGCGACCAGGAGACGGAGGCCGACUUCGACAACUGCGCCGUCUGCAUCGAAGGCUACAGGCCCAACGACGUGGUCCGCAUCCUGCCCUGCAGGCAUCUGUUCCAUAAGAGCUGCGUGGAUCCGUGGCUGCUGGACCAUCGUACGUGUCCGAUGUGUAAGAUGAACAUCCUGAAGGCCCUGGGCAUCGCUCUGAACGCCGACUGCCUGGACGACCUCCCGCUGGACUACGACCUGGCGCUGGGCAUCGUCGGCGGCGUGGGGAUGGGCGGAGUCGGCGCACUGGCGCUGGAGGCCGGGGCGUCCAGCGACGGGACGCUCAGCGAGGGCGGGUCCUCGGUGGUUCUGGACCCCGGAGUCAGGCGGGUCGGGCUCCCGCAGGACUACCAGGACCCCGACCCGCUCAGAGACAGCCCCGUGACGGCCACCACCGACACCCACACAGGUGAGCUGCAGCCAAUGGCGUGCAGCGCCUCUGUGGCGUCACUAGUCAUCGCCGUGGAAACCGGCCUGUCGGACGAGGAGGGGUCAAUGGAUCGACCUCAUAUGGGUGCCAAGUCCUGAGAACAGCCCAGCAGAACUGAGCCAGAACCAGGCCAAAAUAAACAAGAACUCCUUGAACCAGAAGGUCCAGAGAGACUAGAACCACCAGACGUAAACGUGCUCACAGCUUGGUUCUGGAUUAGAUCCGUCUGGUCCAGAACCAGCACCACGAUGCUCGACUGCGUUUGGAUAGUUUGAGCGGACCCGCUCAAAAACCAGACAUUUCAGUUUUCAACUUCGAUCGUUCUUGGUUCUUCAUCCCGACUCCACCUGGUUCCGUCCACAGAAGAUCCAGCUGGUUCUGUCAGCAGAACCGAGUCAUUCCUGACGGAACCCAUCUGGUUUCUCCAGAGUCCAGGAAGUUGUUCUCCGGUUCUCUUUCCUUGCUCUGGUUCUGGUUCUCCAGGUUUGGACUGCCUCUUUCUGACGUUUUGCAUCGUCUGACUGAUAAAUUUCGAUCUCAAUCGGACUCUGAUUGACCCGGCAGUAUUACUCCUGCAGUAUUGAAGACCCGCCUGCCUCGUUCGGGUCGGUUUGUUUCUUUGACCUCUGAACUUUCCUGCGUUUCAGUUUCAGUUCUUCAUCGUUUCUGGAGCGAUGCAGAAAUCCAUGAAGUUUAUUUAAAACGUGAAGCACAGAUGAAAACGAAGAAGAAAAUGCUGCCUGGAUCUCUGAAUCGGAACCAGAACAAGCGUCGAGUUCCUCAACUCUUCAUCUCCUUUAAACAUCACAGGAACUCUUGGUGCUUUUGGACCACAGCAGGUUUCCUUUGCAGUCAAAAUCCCGCCGGGUUUAGGUCCCAUCUCAGUUUUUGUUGAUCUAUAAUCUUGUUGGAAAUUCUUUGUGACGUCCUGUUGGACCGCCGUGGAUUUCCUGUAGUUUCUGGAGCAAACUGGUUCUUUACUAUUUGAAUAUUCAAAUAAUCAAAUAUUUGUUGAUCUGUGAUGCAGAACUCUGGUUCCUCCAUCAGAUCCUCUGAUGCUUCAUUGACGUUAAUUAGCAAAACGUUAAAUCUAAAACCUGCCAGUUUCCAGAAGAGUUUAUCUCUUUAAACACAGUUUCAGUCGAGCAGCACCAAUAGGUAACGAGCUUAAAGAGCCGAAAUGCCAAAUACAAUUACUUGAUAUUUAUGAUGGGUUUCCGAUGUUAGAGGCUUCUUGUGGAUAAAAUCUGUCUGAAAUAUAACUCCACAUUUGAUCAGAAUGAAUUGGUAAAAAGGAAAAGACGCUCAGAUUGUUGGGGAAUAAAAUUUGUUCAUAAAAUAUUGAGAAUAAUCUAUAAUACUGUUGGUUUUUAGGAACAAAGAAACCCGACAGCAACCAGUUAAAUGUAGCUUUUUGAUUUAAAGGUUCCAGUGCUCGGAUGAAUUAAAUCAGUUUUGCAAUAAAUAAAAGUUUUUGAAUGUUUUCAUGUUUUUGUCAUCGAACUGGUUGCAGCUUGGAGGAUCAAACAAAACAGCAGUGAGAACUUUUCAUUUAAUAAGUUCAACACUUUAAUCCCUUUUGGGUCUUUCAGCGGGAUGCUCUCGCGCGAUCUUCCUCGGUAAUUUAGCGGUACCUCUCCAGAACCGUGUGGUCCGAAAGCACCUUCAGCGUUGCCUUGCUCUUCUUCCUCAUCUCGCUCCGCCGUCAUCCUGCAGCCUUUUUCUACCUUUAUCAUUAUCUGCUGGUCUGGACCCCCACCGUUAUCUCUCCCCCCCCGAAAACACGGACUGCGAGCGAAAGGUUCCCGGUUCUGCCUCGACCCGUUCCUCGUCCUGUAAAUAUGAAACGGGUUCACUCCGCUGUUUGCUCACUCCGGACGUUUUCGACGAGAAAGAAAAAGAUUGUCGUCUAUUUUGAUACCAGAGGAGACGUUUAUUUUUGUAACGAAGCGGCAGAGACUGAUUUAUCGGCGCCGUCCGACCCGCCAGCAGCCCGGAUGGUUCUGAUCGGGCUGGUUUAGAUGUUCAGUAAAUGUGUAAUUGCACAUAAAAGCUUGUCGUUUUUAUUUCCAGAGCUUGUUUGGUUGAAACCUGAGAGAACUGAGCUUGUGGAUGGAAACAAAGAAGCGACUUCAGCGGAAAUAAAUAGUUUCCUUUGGUAUUUGUCUGUUUUCCAGCCUCAGUGCUUCUGUUUCCAGUGGGUUCAGUUCCUCUCAGACUUUCUUUCUUUGCUUCAGCAGGUUCCCGUUGUAAACACUAAGUAAUUUAUACGCUGUGAAAUCAGAGCUCUCGUAAGAACUGACAAAUUUGUAUGGAUUGUCUUCAGUGAGAAAUGUUUUAAUUAAAGUUACCUGCUUUGUGUUGUGA
Poeciliopsis prolifica (blackstripe livebearer) is the source of this 4085-nucleotide messenger RNA. Its product is annotated as RING finger protein 150-like. Lineage: Eukaryota; Metazoa; Chordata; Actinopteri; Cyprinodontiformes; Poeciliidae. The transcript has 6 exons. The record is from RefSeq and is a predicted model, not a curated record. The coding region runs from base 482 to 1816 and encodes 444 amino acids.